AUGGCUCUUAUGAAACACAAGACCACCGAUUUUGUACAAGCUAUUUGGACCAAAUGGGAGGGGUCGACAGAAGAGAAGAUGGGACUGGUGCAUGGUCUAACCAUGUACGUAGCAGACCUUGCUACACUUAGACCCGGAGAAGAACUGAAUGAUCAGAUAAUAAAUACAUAUAUAAGCAUAAUACAGAAAAAAACAGAUCAGGUGAACCAGAUGAUGCUGUGUGUCAGCAGCCCUAUCAUAUCCUCUAUCAUGUUGGGGAAAGGCCAUAGAGGGUGGUCAAAAAAGCAGGACAUAAGAGACUAUGAUGUAGUCAUAGGCUGUGUAAAUGAAAAAAGUUGCCACUGGAUGGUUGUCGUUCUUGAUGUGCAACAUAGACAUUGUUUUGUUAUUGACCCACUCCACAAGACUAAAAGUCUUAGGCUAUAUUCAAAACAUUUAAAGCGAGCCUCUACAUUCUCCAACACCCUCUCCCAGGAGAGGUGA
Magallana angulata is the source of this 483-nucleotide messenger RNA. RefSeq lists its product as uncharacterized. Gene Ontology annotation, biological process: proteolysis. Gene Ontology annotation, molecular function: cysteine-type peptidase activity. The record is from RefSeq and is a predicted model, not a curated record. Lineage: Eukaryota; Metazoa; Mollusca; Bivalvia; Ostreida; Ostreidae. The transcript has 7 exons. The coding region runs from base 1 to 483 and encodes 160 amino acids.